AAAUAUUUCGUUUUUAAGCAUUUUCAAAGAGCAUCGAUUUACUAUUUAUCAGUAAUGGUCGAUGCUGAAGAGGAUAUUGGCUCACGUUACUUAUUUUUGUUGCAGCCAGUGAAAGAUUUGGCAAAAAAUUGGAAUAUAGAUAUUGCUGCUUAUCUUUUAGAUUUUAUUGAAAGGUUGAAAGCGAUACAAAGUGAUGAACGAUUGGAAAACAAAAAUUUUAAUUUUGCUGAAGCUGGAUUGUUGAUUCAAGGCACUGCAAUGGUUUAUGGUAGAAAAGUGGAAUAUAUUCACCAAAUUGCGAUGCAACUUUUGGAUAAACUUAAAGAAAGAGGAAGUCGAAAAAGAAAAGCUGAUGAUAACUGUACAAAUGAUGAAAUGGCCGAAAUGGAUGAAAGUAGUGAAACUGAAACGGAUAUUUUUGAACCUAUCGAUUUUUCUAAACUAGUUCCCAGUAAGCUGCAAAGCUAUAUCCUUAAACAACCGUUGAAAGUAACGAAAUUGAUUUCUCAAAUACCAAUUUCACUUACGGCACUAACUGAUUAUGAAAAAACAAAUGUACAAUUAUUUUCACGUCGAAAUAAGAACGAGUUAAUCGGGAAAAAGGACGAUUUCAUUAUUAAUACUGGAUUUGUUCUUAAGAAUGUGCGAUAG
Messenger RNA from Dracunculus medinensis (Guinea worm), 651 nucleotides. Lineage: Eukaryota; Metazoa; Nematoda; Chromadorea; Rhabditida; Dracunculidae. The record is from the annotation of a GenBank genome assembly.